AUGUGGGUGAGCGCACCGAAUCAGCCAGGCGGGAUCGAGAGUGCAUUCCAUCUCUACACCCGCCUCCAAGGGGACCAACGUCAUCCUGCACCCCCAAAACGCUUGGAAAAUAUUCCCAAUUGGCGGACAUCGUUUCCCCAUCUCAACUCAGUCAUGGCAGAUGUUAACAACCCACUGAACUGUGAUAUCAUCCUACUGGAGGCCAAUCUUCGGUUGAUGGAUGAUUUCCCUCCGUCCGGCUCGAAACUUGGGAUCCAGCUAGAGUUAGACUUCACCCAGCCUCCCAACGGCGAUGCACUGACGAACCAAAUGGAGAACUGGUCGUGCAGCACGUAUAUCUAUGAGGAAGGUCAAAACAUAUAUAGGGCACGCCAAGACCUCCCUAAACAGCAAUCGAACAAAGUGAAACCUCCAUUUGAAUCUACGUGGUGGGCAAAACGUUUCACGGAACUCACGGAAAUCGCCAAAGACAGACAAUUAAACGAGCUUGCCGAUAGGCAAACGAGAGACUACUUCCGCACCUUAACAGCAGUCCAAGAAAUACGGGCUACUCCUAGUUCUCGUCGCGUAUCGAACCAGUACCCUGAUAACUCCCAGGAUGACAGCAAAAGAAUGGCCAUCCUACUUUGGCAAUUCCGGCAAACGCGAUCGAACGAAGUUGGCACUACCACAUGGCGCCGGGUGACCUCGCCAUCCUCCGACCGUAAUACAAUCCCUAGCCCGAAGCCCGUAACGGGGAUCGACCUCCCUCCCCUGUCCUUUUAUGCAAACUCUCUAGCUAGGCCUGCCCCAAGCAUUUACCAAGCCCCUCAGUCACACGACUUGGUGCAUCAUAAUGGUACUUCGCAACCCCAAUGGUCGAUGUACCAACCACCACAGGACAGUAUAUUCAAUGCAAACGGAGGCUUUGACCUUCUCAAUUCUAUCACCAAGCCAGAAGGUGGCCUUCAUGACAAGACUGCCGUCACCUCAGUGCUAGACACCUACCCCAAUCUCCAACCUGAAGUCAGCCAGCCCACGAGCCUCAAUGGUUCUAAUGGAGGACCAGGGAUGCUUAGCAUACCCGAUAUGUCCCUUUCACACACUAAUCUCAAUGCGUACAACCUUAGUGGGCAUGAUAACCACUACGGCACGCCCCAGCAUCCUGGGGUGAGCGUGCCUGAUAACAGCCAUGUCUUAAACAAUGGCAUAUUUGGAUCCAGCACCCAAUCGAUCGAUGACAUGAGUCAGACCCAUGCACCUUGGCCGACUCCUACUUCGAGUAUCACUGAUGUUGGCUCGAGCAACUAUAGCCACCUGCAGUUUUCUGAUCACCAUGUGCCGUCGGUCUCACGAGAGUCCCAUCAGCCCAACCACUUUGAGGUGUUACUGGGCCCAGACGAUCUCAUUGUGGGGAGUAUGCCUGGUGAUCCUGGCAUCAAUGGGGCGGCUCAUGGUCACAUGAAUCACACCUAUACUGAGAACAAUGCGGUUGAGGCUGCGUAA
Aspergillus oryzae RIB40 is the source of this 1485-nucleotide messenger RNA. RefSeq lists its product as uncharacterized. Lineage: Eukaryota; Fungi; Ascomycota; Eurotiomycetes; Eurotiales; Aspergillaceae. The coding region runs from base 1 to 1485 and encodes 494 amino acids. The transcript has a single exon. The record is from RefSeq and is a predicted model, not a curated record.